CACAAGAGAUGGAUGCCUGUGAAGUUGAUAAUUCCAUCCAUGUUUGAAAUAGCUUGUUCAGUUUUUUGUCUCACGGACAGGGAGAUUUUCAGAUUCUUGAAAUUUUGCUUAAAUAAAAAAGAGUAGCAUGCAGGAAGGUGUUACUCUUGUAAUAGUGAAACACCCGUUGGAGGUUUUGGUUUACUGUAAUAUAAUGACUAUUCAAUAAAAUGAAGCAAAAACCAUGUGAAAUGGACAGGGGGAAAUGCGUUUAAUCUAGUGAAUUGUUUAACUGGGGGAACCUCCGGUCCCAGGUAUGCCGUUUAUUUGGGGAGGUAGGUUUUGGUGUCUGUGUUUGCUGAUAGUUACACUAGUUGGAAAUGACCCAGUGAACUCUAAACUGCUAGGUCUUUGGAGUGUCUAACCUUUUCUUUUUAAAACCACUUUGGCACUAUUUUAAUUGAUUCCAUCCCUGGCCUUUUCAUCAGUUCUCUCCUAGCCAGGAAAAAAACUGGGCUUUUAAAGGCUGCUGCAGUACCAUGGGACUUGGUUCAGUCUUGCAGACUCUUACUUUAACCUGAAGUUAUCUGCCAGUCAUCACUAUUUGUUUGUGAAGCUGUAACCACCUCAGCGUCAUCUUUGGGAUGAAAAUCCUGCCACAGUUACAGCAAUCAAUACAAAUAAGCGGAGGUGCACCGUGUAGUUGGCUUGUGUUGCUAAUCAUCCUUUCACCUUCCAAGAGUUUCAGCUGCUGACUGGCUGUGUGUGUGUGCUGCAGCAUUCCCAGCCACACUGAUACUGUGCUGGCUGCACUGAAGUCGAUAGGGAGCAGUGAGGGGCUAAGGCAGCUGGUUGUUGUGCUCCAGCAUCCACGUUCUGUGCUUGCAGGAGUGUUGGCAAAGGGAUCUUCUAUAAGAUUCCUGCCCUAAAAGAAAACAUCUAGGUUUAUCGUUGUUGGUUUUCUCUUCUUUUGUUUCUCGUGUACUCAUGCUGACUUGCCAAAUGUCAGGUCCUUUUUUGUGCUUCUGUCUUUCCUUGCAUUUAAACUGUGUGCUGCCAGAAAAUAGGCAAGCUUUAUCCAUCUGUCCAUCCAUCUAUUUAUUUAUUUUUAGGUUAGUAUCAUUGUAACUUUAGUAUUAAUUCAAAUAAUUUAAUAGUAGCAGGUUUCUAUGCAAGAAAAUAAAACAAUACACUGCUGCUCUUUAAUCUUGUCCCAUCCCACAGUCCUGGCUAUAAAAUCUAACUUAGAGAAUUCUUCCCAUGAUUUAGAAUGUUAUGUACUUUCUUGUGAGGGUGAUUUUCUGAAAAUACAAUUGUUUCAGCCACUAGGCUUUCUUGGGGGGCGGUUUUGUGGGUUGUUCUGUUUCUUCUGUUAAGAAUGAUUGGCUCAUUCAGACUGUUUACUGGAUAGUAGCAAGUAACUUAGCAAGUGUUGUGCUGGGUCCUGGUUUUAUCCUGUGUAGGGAAGGCAUGAAGUGUCACUUGUUUUUCGUUUUAGUUUCUGUGACUUUAGCAAAGUGGAGGUGCUUAAAUUAGAAGACUUGGAUAGACAGAGUUCCACAUCCACUGAGUGAGUGAUGAAGUGUCAGGGGGCAAGAUCGCAGUCCUGGGAGCCAAAGCUUGGACUGCUUGCCUCCAACUCAGCAGUUUGAAACAGCAUAAAUAGAUACCUGCAAGCGGUCAUUUGUGGGGCCUGUGACAGCUGACUGCCAGUGUAGUACAGCAGUGGGAAAAAAAGCAACUUUCAUUCUUGGUACAUAUAAAGCAGGGUUUCCACCACCUGGAAAUGUAAAUUUCCUUGUAUGUGUGUGAUGCGGGUGAGAGGUUGGCAGGAGCGCUGGAAUAUGGUGCAGGAUUCUGGUUGUGGGUUUUUGAAGAACAGUAAGUUAGAAAGAUUAACAAAACAGGAGGGACAGGCACAUGAGAACCCUAAAAGAAUGUGCUUCUGAAAGCCAGGAAAAUGAGGUCUGAAGGAGGGAAGGUAUGCUCUCUGCAUGUACAUUGGAGUGUGAGCAGCGUCGGGGGGAAAGGAGUAGGCUCAUGGACAACAUUAGCACAAAACCAGAUGAGUGUCACUUGUUGUGGUAUUGCUGAAUUUAAUAUCCUGAUUGAGUUCCCUCUUGCGCUUUCUGAAACAAACAGCAGAUUUGUGCAGGUAAGGCAAAGGAUGCUUCUCGGCUCACCGCCAACGCGUUGCUCUUAGUGGGACACUAAUAUUUCCAAAUCUCCAGUACGUAGAGAUUUCCUUAAGAAACACAAGCAUGCAUUUGUGUCUUUCUGAUUUCCUUGGUCCAUUUUCUUCUGGAGCCACGCCACUGGUGGACCAUUUUCCCCAGGCUGCUCAGUGAGGCUGCUUCUGGUGGAAGUGGUGGUCGUGGCAGAUGGCCUGUGAUGGGUAGCCGUGGCCUCUUCAUCUACGGGCUCCAGCUUCUGAGUGUUGAUGGGCAAUGGUUAGCCUUCCACCUUCGGCAUCCCCUGAAGCUGCUCCUGUUUUUUCAUGCAUGUUGUAAUUCACUUUUAAGCCUACAGAAGUGUUUCUUCUUGGAAUGAGUUUUGUUGCAGUGCCGUGGGUGUGGGCUCAGCAGACAAACAAGCUGAGUUUCCAUGGGGUGAUCCUGGGGGAUCUAAACGUUGGGAGUGCCAAGUUGGACUCAUUGGAGGCUUUGUGGCUGAUCCUGCAGCCCUGGGGAAGGCAAAGCUCCUGUGAAGUUGAAGGAAGAUUUCCUGGAAUGAACAUAGCAGCUGAUGGCUUAUAGCAUACUCUCAGCUUUUAAUGUUGAGAUCCUGGCUGCUAUGUGAGUGCAGGUGUAGCUAUGUGCCUUGUACUUGUAAAUCAGCUUGGUUAUACUAUGGCUUUGCUGUGUAGCAGUUGGCACAGAGCUGCGAACAAAAGCGAUCUGUUAGUGGAGCAACCCAGAUCUGUACUGUCCUCUGGAAACUCGCAGAGCUAUUUCAGGCUGGGCCGGACUCUUUCACCACCGGGAUCAUCAGAAGGCCGGGCUGGCGGCAGAGUGCUCGCUUCGGGGGGGAAGCCAGGUGCCUGCUUGUUCCGACCCAGCAUGGGUGGGUCCUCAAGUGCUGCGCUUCAGGAAUGUAAAGGUUAUGUGCCUGCUACACUUCAAGCUGCUUCAGAGUGCUUAGAAUACAGGAGCCUUUAAAGGAGAGCCCCAUGGCAGCACUCCUUGUUUUGUUUGCUCCUGUUUCUGCCUGCGUGGUCUUCUCAUUUUGAUGCAUCACCACUAGAAAUAGCUCUUUUGCAGUAAGGACAAUUUUAAAUGUUUGUUUCUCUAAAAAUUCCCAAAUAACUCAAAAUGUUCCUCCCAAGCUGCAUCUGUCCCUCAUCACAUGCUGUUCCUUCCUCUUCUGUGUUUUCCCAAUGCUCCAGCUUAGCAUAGCCUCAGCAAGCAAUGGAAAACCUAACACUGGGAGCGAGAUGGUGACACAGUGACCUCGUUCUGAGCAUUACUUUCUUUGUCAGGAGCAGCAGAAGCUGAGGCAGCUCCGCUGGCUCUCGGCACUUGGAGCGGUUUGACGUUUUCUGCCUGGCAGGGUUUCAGGGCUCACUUUGUUGUGAGCCCAAACGGUGAAUGGAAUGAUGAAAAACGAGCUUGCAAGAACUUGUCCACUGCUUUUAAUUUUUUGAUAAACAGUUGCAGCAGCGCAACUUUGAUCCAGUGUAGAGUAAUGCUGUCUGUUACGUGCAGGGCUGCAGCAUUCUUCAGGACUGACAAAGGAGAGUGAUGUAUCACCAAUCAGCAUGUCUCCCAUCAGUCAGUCACAGUUUAUUCCACUUGGGGAAAUCCUUUGCCUGGCCAUCUCAGCAAUGAACUCUGCCCGUAAACAAGUCACACAAGAAGCACUAAUGGAGCACCUAACAACCUGCUUCCCAGGGGUUCCAACACCCAGUCCAGAAAUACUUCGACAUACCUUGAAUAUGCUUGUACGGGAGAGGAAAAUAUACCCAACUCCAGAUGGUUAUUUCAUUGUAACCCCGCAGACUUACUUUAUAACACCAUCUCUCAUAAGAACUAACAGUAAAUGGUACCAUUUGGAUGAGAGAAUACCUGACAGGUCUCAAUGUACCUCUCCGCAACAAGGAACUAUCACUCCCUCCACCUCGGGAUGCGUCAGGGAUAGAACACUACCCAAAAACCACUGCGACUCCUGCCAUUGUUGCAGAGAAGACAUGCACAGCAUGCAUGCAUCUACCCUACAGAGGAAGUCAGCAAAAGACUGUAAAGACUCAUAUUGUCCUCCUUCGUUAUGCCAGGUCCCACCCACUGAGAAAAGUAAAAGUACUGUCAAUUUUUCUUAUAAGGCAGAGACACUCACAAAGCCUAAGGAUGUAGAAAAGCAGUCUAAGAAAUUUGGACUUAAAUUAUUCCGAUUAAGUUUUAAGAAGGACAAGACAAAACAGUUGGCAAAUUUCUCUGCCCAGUUUCCUCCAGAGGAGUGGCCACUGAGAGAUGAGGACACCCCUACCACUAUACCUAGAGAGGUAGAAAUGGAGAUUAUCAGGCGCAUUAACCCAGAUUUGACUGUGGAAAAUGUCAUGAGGCACACUGCACUAAUGAAGAAACUUGAAGAAGAAAAAGCUCAACGAAGCAAAGCAGGAUCUUCAGCUCACCACAGUGGACGAAGUAAAAAAAGUAGGAAUCACAGAAAGUCUCAUGGGAAAUCGAGGUCACACAGCAAGACUCGGGUAUCCAAAGGAGAUCCAUCAGAUGGCUCUCAUUUGGAUAUACCUGCUGAAAGAGAGUAUGAGUUCUAUGAUCCCUUGACUCGAUCCCCAAGGGAAGGCUGUUUCAUAAUAGAACACAAGGGAGAUAAUUUUAUAAUGCACAGCAACCCUAGCAUGAUUGAAUCUCACUUUCCCAUGACACCAGAAUGGGAUGUGUCUGGUGAGCUGGCCAAAAGAAGAACUGAAAUGCCUUUUCCUGAACCUUCCAGGGGGAGCUCCCACUCCAAGGUCCAUCGGAGCCACAGCCAUACACAGGAUAGACGAUCGAGAAAUGAGCGGUCUAGUAAGGCUAAAGAAAGGUCUAGAUCCAUGGAUAACUCCAAGGGACCUCUGGGCUCGGCUACUUUGGGCACACCUGAAGACAUGGGUGAAGGCUGUAGCCCAGAUGACCAAACAACUAGCCAAACUUACGUUGAUGAUAGUACUCUAAGGCCGUCUCAGUCACUCAGUCAUCAAAGGGCUCUGAUUUCAUCUGCAAGCUACAAAGAGACUUGCAUCCCUGAAAUAGCUAGCGGCAGUGUAGAAACCCCCAGUUCCUGUAGCCUGUUGGAACAAAAGCCUACGGAGAAUUUGCCGUCGUAUAGUGAGCUCAACUCCUGCACAACAAAAUCUGCAGUCGAUGACUAUUUCCAGUGCAACACGUCCAGUGAGACUGUGCUUACUGCUCCGUCACCACUGGGAAAGAACAAAGAGGAUCAUGACACGCUGACAGGGACAGAUGGGCUCAAAAAAAUGACUCCCUCAGAAAGACAGUCUCAGCAUGUUGCCAGGGAGCCUGGGAUGCACAAAGAGGAGUCCCCAAAGGGCCCAAGCGGCAGUUCAGCAGUUGUUGGCCAGACUCCAGAGGUGAUUGCAAAUGGAAGGCUGGUUCAACACCACAGCGCUGAAUCAAGCAGCCUUGAUAAAAGGAAAGAAAUAUUUAGCAAGGAUACACUCUUCAAACCUCUGCACAACACUCUUUCUGUGAAUAGUUUCCAUAAGUCUAGCGCACCCCUGCUAAAGCCCCAUCAAAAGACCCCUUCUGACACGUUGCCAGUCAGAUGUGAGAAACUUGAACAAGCGAUAGUAACCUCAGUCACACAAGUCAUGCCUGUCUCACAGAGACAGCAAGAGACAGCUGGGAACCAGGAGGCCUCUUUUGACUACUACAACGUAUCCGAUGAUGACGACUCAGAGGAGGGAACCAACAAAAAUGCUGAAGAAGAGAAGAACAGGGAUGAUGUUGGCACAAUGCAGUGGCUCCUAGAGAGGGAAAAAGAGAGAGAUCUGCAACGAAAGUUUGAGAAGAAUCUCACUCUUCUCACCCCAAAAGAAACAGAAAGUAGCAACAACCAGAGAGCCACUCACUCGGCCCGCCUGGACAGCAUGGACAGCAGCAGCAUUACUGUGGACAGCGGGUUCAACUCUCCACGUACUCGUGAGAGCCUGGCAUCCAACACUUCGAGCAUUGUUGAAAGCAACAGACGUCAGAACCCUGCUCUGAGCCCUGCGCACGGCGGUGCGGGCCCAGCGUUCAGCUUCCGAGCCACCGCAGACCCGCCAACAAGCGAAGCUGAGAAACUGCAGAAACCAGCUAACUGCCUGCAAGCUUCUGUCACUAGUGUCUGAUAGUCAUCCUGCCUCAGAAUUUCUGUCUUAUCCCGUACAGCAAAGUUUACGACACUGGGACUGAUGUUUACAUCUUUGGGGAGAAAAAGCAUCUCAACCACAGUUUUAGUGUUUACUUAAACUGUGCUGCUAUGUAGACUAGGGGCAACAAAUAAAUCUUUCUUUCGAGGUAUUGCUUUUCACAUUUGCGGCUCUGUAGCAACAGAAUAGCAGUAGGGAUAAUAUGUACACUUUUUGCUUCACUUAAUUGUAACUGAGCACAUAUAUGAAAGUCUAGACACUGUAAGUGUAAUCUGCAUUUUCAAUGUCCAUGCAGUUGCCAACUUCAUUUAAAAAAAAUGCCACAGAUGUGUGAUGCCCCUGGUCAGAAGCUAAACUCUGCUGCAGAGUUGGUUUCCUUCAAAAAUUGAGCCAGUGCUGAAAGUAACCAGCCAGGAUCACCGCGAGGAAAAACGAUGCCAAACGUGACGAGUGAUGACCUCGGCUCUGUCUGUGAGUUAUUAAUACCAGUCAGUCAUUUUCACUGUGCGUUUUUGUGACACAAUUUUGCAAAUACCUGUUGAAGUGAAUAAGAAGAGGUUCUUUUUUUAGAGUGCGGAGGGUGGGGAGGGAGAUGGCUUUCCCUUUUGUGUUUCAAAAGUGUGAGAGAUGUUUAUGUACUGAAGCUCACUACGUGACCUUCCACAGUCACAAAUGGGGAGGUAGGCCUUUGCGUAGAGGGGGGAAUGGGGAGGGAAGGGAAAGUUAUAACUGCCGUAGAGCCGCAACACAGAGUGACACAAAAUAUAGCAAAUAUCUUCGGUGUACAUCAAGUGAUUUAAAAAGAUAAUCUGAUUCUUGUGUCACUUCUGGUAUUGCAACUUGCCAUUAAUGCAGGAACCAGAAAAAAUCUAAUUUCAUUGAACAAAAAUAUUCUUUAUGAUAUAAAUGACAAGUAUGGCCUGAAGAACUGAUUUCUUUCUAGUGGAAGGACAUAAAUCUAUUUUAUGUAGCUUAUUAAAUAGAGUGCCUAAAUUAGGCUAUUAAAAAUAGCAUACAGUGUAGUGAUUAUCAGAGAACAAAAUUUAGAGAAUUAUAAACUUCUGGCCUUUUUAUUCAGUGGAUGUUAUUUGCAAUUUAGCAUUUUAUGGACAUGUUUAGUUUCUAGAAAUUAAAUGUGUCCGUAUGGUGGGCACUAGAAAUCUGAAUCCUGUAGGUAUGGUUUAUCCUAAUUGCUCUCCUCUAAACUGUUACUCCAGAGUAAUUCAUACCACGCUAAUUACUGCAGAGUAACUUCUAAGGAUAGUUGAACUUCAAGAAUAAUUUUGAGGUGUAGGGUCACAUUCUGCUCUGUUCCUCAUGCAACCUGGUAGUGCAACAAACUGACUUCAAAAGUAGUUUUGUCUUCGUUUUUUAUCAGAACAGACAAAUUGGUGGAAGAAUAGCAAAGAUAUUAAAACGUUCAGCAGUCCAAACUGUUGAAUAGAAAAGGGACAUUUCCACUGUCUAGCUCCUGUAGUACACAGGUAUUAAAACCAACUGUACAUACUAAAAGCCAGUAUUUUCAUCAGGUUCUGGUGACACGUAUUACUCUGUACGCAAAGUCAUUUGAGCUUCACUCAUGUUCUAUAUUCUCAUCAGAAGUCUUCAUUCAAGGUUCAGCCUUACGUUACGCAGUUGGAUAUAGUUCAUUUACUUAUCAGCCGGCUUUCUAACUGGACACAAUCAGUUUCUAAUUCUGUCAAGAACAUCUCUAGUACCCAGUAAAUGCACAGGUCUGCUUUCCUUGGUUUCAAUGUACAAAUUCCAUUUCAUAGGAGCAAUAAGACCUUUCGGUGCACGUGAAGGAAAUUAUUGUGCUUUUGGUUGGUUAUCAAAGUCACUUGGCCUUUAGCCUUCUGCCUUAUCAUACCUUCCAAGAUGUGCUCUAAUGACCAUACAGCGCUUUGCAUGAUGCAUCUUAUUAUUCAGUAUGUAACUCCAGCCGGGCUUACUCCAUGCGAACUGUAGAGUCGGAGUUUUUGUGGGGAGUUGUCAUAUACUAUGCAGUGGCUGACUGUGAUUUUGUUUUCUGAGACAAGCUCUGACAUCAGUAGUAUGUAUCCAUUCAGUAAAUAAAAAUGUCAAAACUUAAAAAAAAAAAAUAAUUACAGCCGAUGAUCUGAAGUACUAAUGGCAGUAUUAGAAUGUGAAGAGCAAAAAUAAAUUUCACCUUUUGGAGAAACGUUUGUCAUAAACUAAUCGGAACUUACGCAGGCAGCUGGUUGUACAGAAGACAUAAUUCCAACAAAAUAUGACAAUACUUACCUACAAACUGUGUAGUAUGUAGUUUCCUAAGGUUCCCAGAGACCAGCAGACAACAUAAAUGUCAUAUUAAUGUUGACGUGGCAUUGUACCAAUAUUAAUGUGACUCUUGGAAUAUGGAAUGUAAACAGAAGUUUCAAAUAGAAACGUUCUAAUCUUGAAUUCCUUUUUUUUUUUUUUUUUUUUUUUUUUUCUUUAAAAAUCAACAGUGGAAUAUAAGGAAAUUCCAUCUUGAGGUUCUGGUAACAAAACCACGAGAGUGGAGCUUGAGUGCUUUAUGUCACCCUAAUCCUUUGAUGAAAUCAUAGCCUUGUAUUACAUGGUUGCUUAUCUAUCAUUCUUCUAAUGUAUCGAUUUAAAGGUUUACAGAGUUAGAUUAGGUUGAAUCUGUGUUGUGUUCAGCUGUAAAGGGUCAACACAAAUCUGUCGGCAUUUUGCACACUGAAUAUGUAUUAUUAUAAUACAACAUGUUACUUUUAUGGUAAUUUUUUUUACACAUAUAACUACCUCCAUGAAUUUGAUGAAAUGCAGCAACAUAAAAGCGUAUUGUACAAAGCAAGGUUAAAAACUUUGAAGCAUUAGCUCAUGGCGUUCUCUUGUGUGUCAGUGCUUGCGUAUGAAGUCAUCGUGUUUCCAUUGCCACGAUUUCCUUUUACAAUAUUAAAAAUCUGUCUUUCAGAUGAGUCACGUAGGACUUUGACAAGGCUGCAUAAUUGGGAUAACGGUGAAAAGGGAGGCUGAACCCUCCCGUCCUCUCCCCAGUUACUGCUACAAUUUCUGCCUGGUAGAACUUGAAAAUGUAUAUGUAACUGAGCAAAUUAGGAGCAUCUACAGUCUGUGAAAUACGAUUGACGGUGUGGGGUUUAAGGGAAGAUGCUCUGGGUAUUUUCUUGGCAGCCUGCAAAUACGCUGGGCCCUAUUCUGCCUCCAUUUUUGCCAACAGGUCAGGUCGUGGUUUCUCAGAGCUGACAAGGGUUAGAAUGGCUCUUCCUUCAGCGAUACACUCUGGUUUCUGGAGUAAGUACAUCAGAACCACUCACUCUUGUAGAAAUGAUCAGCAGCUUUUAAUUGACUUUGCUGGGAGCAGCGUUAGGGACCCUGCUCAAGGUACGCGCCUAUUGUUCAAAGAACGUGGGCGAGUUUCCAAGAAAAAUGAAGCUGGCCUUUGAAAAGUAGUCAGUUGCAACAAGCCACCUUUCAGGAGGGAAAAAGAAAGAUUUUCCAAAAACCAAAGGAAGAAAGUGGCAGCUGAACUUAAACAGAUCAUAUCUAUAUACAAGCCCCGAUUUAUGAACACCUCUUUCAGCAAACCUAGUACUAUUAUCCCGAUGCAAGUUAAUAUACAAUCAUCAGCGGAGCUAAUUUAGCUGUUAAAGUGGUUCAGUUAAAAAUCAUGAGAAGUCAUCCAUUUGACUCCAUGCAUCAUUGUAAAACGUCCAUAAAACAAGCAGCGAUGCUCUCUCAACUUUAAAAUGUAUCAGGAAACAAAUAUUUUAAUGAAAACCACGGCCUAGUGCUUGCCAGAGCAGUCGUUCUUAUAGCAGAAAAUGAGGAAGCCGAGGUCAUGCUUUGCACCCAGAUCACGCCUUCUGGCCCUGGAGCCCUCUGUGCGGUACAGCCGGGGCAGGCAGGCGGUUGGCACCGUCCCUGUCUCAUGUCAGGGCAUGCCAAAAAAAAAGAAAGCAAAGAAAGGCUGUAAUCUGUGGACAAAGUUAUAAAGCAGUUUCUUUCAUUCUCUUCAAAAGUCAUUCAAGUAAGUUCAAUAGUUAACCAAAGUGUUGAUACUCUGAAGUUUUCACGCGGUCGGUUUAAGAGAGGAGCUACUCUGCGGUCCUGCAGGGACUCUCAGACAAGCGGUGCCAAACAGAUUCCAGUCACACAAGUACUGCCAGCAGAGGUUCUAGGAACAAUUUUUUUAAUUAAAAAUUUGUUUUUCGAAUACAUUUCCCAGAGCUUUUCCUAAACACAGUUGUUCAAGUUGUGCUGAGGAAGCAAAUAGCACUCCUGAUCUGGUGUCACCCGCACAGUUUACAAUUCUCUUUGCUCUUCUGAAGAAACUGUACAGUAUUAAGAGAGAAAAGUUCUAUUUUUUACAUAAUUCUUUAAAAGAAAACAAAGUAUAUAUCUAAAGCGUUCCCCCCAACGUAAAUAAAGUACAUGGAUACUGCAUCAGAGUGCUGCGUGGCACGCAGGACCCAACUAAAGCCAGGCUGGUGCUAGAGGAAUCCGGGACUCGCGCUUCUCGUAGCGGCUCCGAGCGUUGGUUGCAGCCCCACGGUGUAAAUCUGGCGGUCACUCCCCACUUCCCCCCUCUCACAGAGAGUGGAAUUGCUCGCUAACUCCAUUGAAGCUCAGAUCUGAGCUGAGGAUUUCCGUAUUCCUCCCCCCAAGACGCUAAAGGCAGAGAAGGAGCAGAAGGCCGCACGCGCACGCCCGGAGGUGGAAGAGAUCCCUGGCGGAGGGCAGCAACCCCGUGCCCGGCCCGGCUGUGGGGCGAGCUGGCAUAGGGGUUGCCUUGGUGUGUGGAGGAGACGUGCGCUGAAAGGGAUGGUAAUUCUGCAGGUAACUUCCUGUGAGUGACUGAAUGUGGCUGUUGCAUUAGGUCUAAAUGAGUUAAUAAAUGCAAGUGGGACUUACUGUAUGUUAGAAGGGAGUUUUGCAGCCAAGACUGCCUUGUAUAAAUGUGUUUGCACUGAAAAAAAAAAAAAUUAAAAAUUACUUGGUCUCUGGUUGCUGUAAAGGUCAUCCAAGAUGGAUGUUCUGUUUAUAUUGUAUAGUAUUUCAUAUGAAAUAAUUACGGUUCAUGAAAUGUCUUCCCUAACGUUACUGAUUUAUAACAGCACAUUUGUAACAUGGUUUUUAUUGUGUCAGUGUACCAUAUUGUAAAUGAUGAUAACUUGUCAUGCUUAGUAUAAUAAUUUAAAGGAAAAAAGGACAGGGAUUUUUGUAAGUCUAUAUUUGAAAGUCCCUCCAUAUGGUAAUAUUGUGUUCAUGUUGUUUAUGUAGUGUUGUGUGAAAUAUCCAUUUUGGAUUGUGUUACUUUUUAAGAUAUUAAAUAACAUUUGGUUA
Molecule: messenger RNA, 11680 nt
Organism: Numida meleagris (helmeted guineafowl)
Lineage: Eukaryota; Metazoa; Chordata; Aves; Galliformes; Numididae
Gene: STOX2
Product: storkhead box 2
Exons: 4
Coding region: 3737-6328 (863 amino acids)
Biological process (GO): positive regulation of transcription by RNA polymerase II
Cellular component (GO): cytoplasm; nucleus
Molecular function (GO): DNA-binding transcription activator activity, RNA polymerase II-specific; RNA polymerase II transcription regulatory region sequence-specific DNA binding
Source: RefSeq, a predicted model, not a curated record